AUCGUGGGAGAAGAUGGGAGAAGAGAAGCGGCACCAGAUGAUGCAGAACCUCUUCGGUGAUCAAUCGGAAGAGGAAGAUGAAGUCGAAUCCAAUCCCCGACCCUAUUACGCUUCUGAUGAAAGAGAGGGUGGGGUUGAGCCUGAAGGGGAAGGUGAAGUAGAGAUUCAUGGAGAGGUAGAAGUAGACAGUGAAGGUGAUUUGCUUGAUGGAGAUCCUGAUCCUGGUGAAAGUGAAGGGGAGACAGAUCCAAGUUCCCAAGAGGUGGAAGUUGGUGAUCAAAGAGAAGAAAGUGAGUUAAUAGACACGGAUAGUGGUGCUAAAGACCACUACAGCCCGAGAGUAGUGACAAGCAAACACAGGGUCGUGGUCGAGAGUGUAGUAGAGAGAUCAGAGGAGAACGAGAACCAUUACCCCAUCAGUGAUGAUGAGGAAGUUGACGAAGCUAGAAGUUCAAGUGGAUCACCCAGAGAUGACAAGGAUCAGAUUCCUGAUUUGCAUUCUGUUCCUGAAAUUCGUGAUGUAUUUGGUGAUUUUGAUGAUGAAGAAGAGGAGGAGGUGGAGUAUGCAGUUCAGCAUGACAUUGAGCAAGAUUCAAAUAGAUAUCCUGUGGAAGAGGAAGGGAGCUAUGAAAAAAACCUGAGAGCAGAGGAUGUACUUGCUGAUGAAGAUCAUCAGUAUGAGUCAGAGGAAGAACAUUUUGAGAUGAAACCUAAAGAGAAACCACUUGGGCCACCGUUGGAGUUAGAGGUUCCACUGCGACCACCUCCAGCUCUUCCAGAAAAGAUGAACAUGAUUAAAGUUUCUAAUAUUAUGGGUGUUGACCCAAAACCAUUUGAUCCUAAAACAUACGUGGAAGAGGAUACCUUUGUGACUGAUGAAACUGGAGCUAGGAAACGCAUACGCUUGGAGAACAAUAUUGUGCGCUGGAGGACCAUCACAAAUCCUGAUGGCACAACAUCUUAUGAAAGCAAUGCUCGCUUUGUGAGGUGGUCUGAUGGCAGCUUGCAGUUAUUAAUUGGGAAUGAAGUUCUUGACAUGUCAGUGCAAGAUGCACAGCAUGAUCAAGCGCAUCUUUUCCUCAGACAUGGGAAGGGAAUCCUCCAAUCUCAAGGAAGGUUAUUAAGAAAAAUGAGGUUUAUGCCAUCUUCCUUGACAUCGAAUUCUCAUCGGCUGCUGACUGCUCUAGUUGACUCGAGGCAUAAGAAGGUUUAUAAGGUUAAAAAUUGUAUUACUGACAUUGAUCCUGAGAGAGCAAAAGAGGAAAAAGAGAAGGCUGAAAGUCAAACAAUCAGGGCUAAUGUACUUCUUAACCGUAAACGUGAAAAGGUGAACCGGAAAUAUCCUCACACUGUGGAGAGGAGGCGUCAACUUUCUCCUGGAUUUUUGGAGGAUGCUUUGGAUGAGGAUGAUGAAACAGAUUAUUAUGAUUCUCGUCGUUCUCAACGCCACUUUGAGGAAGAUUUGGAACUGGAAGCUCGGGCUGAGAAACGAAUUAUGAAUGCUAAAAAGUCACAGGGACCCAAAGAUAUCCCUCGAAAAUCUCCCUUGCCGCCUGCCAAAUCUUCCCAGCACCCAAUGGAUUACUCAGAUGAUGAUAGAGAGGAAUCUGAGUAUGAAACUGAUGGGGAGGAAGAUGAGAGGCCUCUUUCACAUAAAAGGGAAGAUACUGAGCCAGAGUACGAGGGUGAGGAAGAAGAAGAACAUUAUGAAGAAGAGGCACAAGUUAAUGAUUCAUCAGAUGAGGAGGAGGAGGAAGAGGAGGAACCAAAGCAAAAGAGUAAGCAGUUUAGAGGCAGUGUCAAAAGGAAGGGAUUUGAAUCAGAUGAGGACUCUCCAUCUAGGAAAACAACAACAGUCAAACGGCGAAUGGCAGUGGUUUACGAUAGUGACGAGGAAUGAAUUUCUUCAAGCCAGAUUUUAAUAGUGACUAACCUUAGCCUUCAAUGCAAACUUGAGCGUUGUUAUUAUGUUCUUGUGAUGAAAUGCGCCAUCAGAUUUUCAGUGAUUUAUUUAUCGCUGUGUUUUGUUA
Gastrolobium bilobum is the source of this 2030-nucleotide messenger RNA. Its product is annotated as protein LEO1 homolog. Gene Ontology annotation, biological process: positive regulation of transcription elongation by RNA polymerase II; transcription elongation by RNA polymerase II. Gene Ontology annotation, molecular function: RNA polymerase II C-terminal domain phosphoserine binding. The transcript has 11 exons. Gene Ontology annotation, cellular component: nucleus; Cdc73/Paf1 complex. The record is from RefSeq and is a predicted model, not a curated record. NCBI's taxonomy places the organism in Eukaryota, Viridiplantae, Streptophyta, Magnoliopsida, Fabales, Fabaceae. The coding region runs from base 14 to 1900 and encodes 628 amino acids.